AUGAGGAAUGUUCUGUUUGGCUGCAUCCCCCCGCACACGGAGACCCCCCCGCACACGGAGACCCCCCCCGCACAUGGAGACCCCCCCCGCACACGGAGACCCCCCCCGCACACGGAGACCCCCCCGCACACGGAGACCCCCCCCGCACACGGAGACCCCCCGCACACGGAGACCCCCCCCGCACACGGAGACCCCCCCCACGCACACGGAGACCCCCCGCACACGGAGACCCCCCCGCACACGGAGACCCCCCGCACACGGAGACCCCCCCGCACACGGAGACCCCCGCACACGGAGACCCCCCGCACACGGAGACCCCCCCGCACACGGAGACCCCCCCGCACACGGAGACCCCCGCACACGGAGACCCCCCCGCACACGGAGACCCCCCCGCACACGGAGACCCCCGCACACGGAGACCCCCCGCACACGGAGACCCCCCCGGCACACGGAGACCCCCCCGGCACACGGAGACCCCCCCCGCACACGGAGACCCCCCCGCACACGGAGACCCCCCCCGCACACGGAGUCCCCCCCGCACACGGAGACUCCCCCCCGCACACGGAGACGGAGACUCCCCCCCCCACACGGAGACGGAGACUCCCCCCCCGCACACGGAGACUCCCCCCCCCGCACACGGAGACUCCCCCCGCACACGGAGACAUCACACUCUCAACAUAUUCUAGGAAGCCGUGCUGA
Molecule: messenger RNA, 699 nt
Organism: Oncorhynchus masou masou (cherry salmon)
Lineage: Eukaryota; Metazoa; Chordata; Actinopteri; Salmoniformes; Salmonidae
Exons: 1
Coding region: 1-699 (232 amino acids)
Source: RefSeq, a predicted model, not a curated record